GUGCACAUGGGAGUAAUGUUUAGUAGGAACUAGGGUGAUAUAACUGGAGAAAUAACCAGUGGAGCUGGGGUGGUGAACAGAUGCAUCCACCAGGGACACAGGAGUGAGAGGAUGCAGCAAGCAGCAGGAAGCAAGGAAAGAGAAAAAGUGGAAGAAAAUUUCCACAGGCUGGAGCAAGAAAUACAGAAAUUAGAAAGUGAGGAAUCCCAAAUAUCUGCCAAAGAACAAAUCAUUUUGGAGAAGCUAAAGGAGACUGAGAAAUCCUUCAACAACUUGCAAAAGACUUUCACACACCAGGAUGGUGAUGCAGUAAAUUACAUUUACUCCCAGAUCCCUGAACUCCCAAUCCUCUAUUCACGAACAGGAGAGCCAGUUCCUGGGCGGGACGGAGCAAGCAGAGUAGCUGCUUUGUGCACCAUGGAAAUUAAUGUGGAGAAAGACAAACAGAGAGGAGAGACCAAGAUUGUCUCUGCUUCACCUAUUGGCCCAGAUGAGGCCCAUCAAAGAGGAUUCAAAGUCAAUGAUGAUGGUACCAAGGUAGUCUAUGAGGUUCACUCUGGUGGCACAGUGGUAGAAAAUGGAGUACAUAAAUUAAGCUCAAAGGACAUAGAUGAACUUAUGCAAAAACCUGGACAAUCAAGUGUAAAAGGAGGGUUUGAAACAAUGACUGUGUCAGACAGAAAUGCGGUAGCUGAUGGAAACCUUAGCCAUAUGAAGGAGCAAAUGCUCUUCAAGGAGGCAAAGCUGGAAAUGGUACACAAACCCAGCAAAGGGCACACUGUGAACUCUCAGCCCCAAGACAAACCCUGCAGUGGCAACAUUCCAGAGGCCAGCACAGAUCAGCCGGUUACUAUGAUAUUUAUGGGCUACCAGAACAUCGACGACGAAGAGGAAACAAAGAAAGUGCUGGGCUAUGAUGAAACCAUCAAAGCAGAGCUGGUCCUGAUUGACGAAGACGACGAGAAGUCAUUGCGUGAGAAGACGGUGACGGACGUCUCCACCAUGGAUGGAAAUGCUGCUGAGCUGGUCUCUGGCAGGCCCCUGUCGGACACAACAGAGCCCUCCUCUCCUGAGGGGAAGGAAGAGAGCCUGCCCUUGGAAGCUUCCCCAGGUGCAAGAGGAAUGGACAUGCUGCCAAGUGACCCACAGCGACUGUGCUCCUGUGAAAGCCCUGAAGCUGAGGGGAGGGCAGGGAAAUCUUCCCGAAACCCAGAGGAUGACAUCAGGUUGAAAAAAAACAGAGACCAAAACUGUGCCAAUUUGUUGGAGCCGGCUACUGUGCUUGCUGCAAAGGAAGAAAAAAUGGAAAUUCACAUUCCAGUUUCUGAACAUAAAAGCAUCACCACAGUGGCUUCACCAAAUCCUGUAGACAAUCCAACCCACUUUUUUUCUCCUGCUGCCAGCCGCAAUGGACUUAAGGACAGGCAUGAAUCUCUGGACAGUGAAGUUGCUAAAGAGAUCAGAUAUCUAGAUGAAGUGCUGGAGGCAAACUGCUGUGAUUCUGCCACAGAUAAUACCUUUAAUGGGACAUCCUCCCCUGAACCAAGUGCUGUGACCAUUAUGGAUGGCUCAGGAGAAUCUGUUAAUGUCCCAAAUGAUUCAGUACCCAGUGAAGGGGAAGGUAAUGUAGCUGACAAGCAGGCACCCAUGAUAGUUGAACCACAUGAAGCUAGUGUAACAGAUGAGAACCUGAACUCUAAUGGACAUCCAUUGAAGGAAGACAUUGGGGAGAGCCUGAAGAUGCCAGGAAGUCCCACUUCUUCAGACAGUUCCAGAAGAUCUUCUAAGGAUGGAGAAGCAACUUUUACAACCCUUAAGAAAGAGGCAAAGUUUGAACUACGAGCUUUCCAUGAAGACAAAAAGCCCUCUAAGCUCUUUGAAGAUGAGGAUGAGAAGGAAAAGUACAGGGUCCGGAAAGUGAGACCAUCAGAGGAAAUGGUGGAACUUGAAAAGGAAAGAAGGGAGCUCAUUAAAAGCCAGGCUGUCAAGAAAAACCCCAACAUUGCCGCCAAAUGGUGGAAUCCUCCCCAGGAGAAGACCCUGGAGGAGCAACUAGAUGAAGAGCAUCUGGAAUCCCACAAGAAGUACAAGGAGCGCAAGGAGAGACAACAGCAGCAAGGUGCAACACCAACAUCCCCCAGGCAGGUCAGCUGCUCCUUUGUACUACCAGAGCCAGUGAAUAUCAAGAAAGAGGAUAUUGUCACAGAGCAAAUUGAUUUCUCAGCCGCCAGAAAGCAGUUCCAGCUGAUGGAGCAUUCAGGUCCAUCUCAAGGUCAGGUCCCACCAAGGCGGUCAGGAACACCCAAGAUGUUCUCCAUCAAACCAUUCUACAAAAGCCUCAAUCCUUCACCUGUAGACAGGCCACUGUCCACUGUGACAAGACCCGUUUCAGUGCACGGGCAAACAGGACAACUUGAGGGUAGUGAUGUCACUGUUGUCAAAGCACAGAAGGUUUCCUGUACUUCAGAGGAUGACACAAAUACUCAGAGUAACACAGCUGACCCCAUGGGAGAGUCACCAUGUAGUGAUAGCUCCAGAGCUGGACAGGCCUCAAAACUGUGGGCCGAGGAUGGAGAGUUCAUGAGUGCAAGAGCAGUCUUAACAGUGGUGAAGGAUGAUGGGCAGGGUGUGCUAGACCAGCUCCCGAAGUCAGCCAGUGCCUCCUCACCUCCUGAGGAGCUCGACUCUGGUUUGGAUGACUUGUCUAUAAGGUCUCAGGAUACCACUGUUCUGGAGACCCUUUCCAAUGACUUCAGCAUGGACAACAUCAGUGACAGCGGUGCCUCCAACGAGACCAUGAGUGCUCUGCAGGAAAGCUCACUGGCUGAUUUCUCCCUGCCACAGACCCCACAGGCCAACACUCCGGCAGAGUGCAGGGAGGAAGGCAUCUCCAAAUCUUUCAGUGACCCUGGAUGUGACUCACUCUCCUCCACUCUGGCAGACUCCAUGGUGAUCGAUGAUCAGCUGGAGUACCAUGCUGGCCUGCUUGUUCAAAACGCCAUCCAACAAGCCAUAGCUGAGCAAGCAGAUAAAGCAAACUGCAAGGAAGACAAAAUCCCAGCAGAGCAAGAGAUCUCUGUCAAAGAGCAGGCAGCCACUACCAGGCUAGCUCCAGCCUCCAAGGAGCAGCAGAACCUGAUGUUUGAGCCACCCCAGGUAUCUUCACCUGUUCAAGGAAAAAGGGACACCAUACCAAAGACCUCAAAAGAGGAAGACUCAGGACUCAGGGAAGGGAAGAGUUUGCAGCAGUCGCCUGUGUACUCUGCCACCCAGCCAUUCCUUGUGGAGGAAAACAGGCAUGAAGUCAGCUACUUCAGCAAGUACUCAGAGGCAGCUGAGCUGAGGAGCACUGCCUCCAUCCUUGCCACACAGGAGCCUGAAGUGACCAUGGGCCCUUUCAAGUUACGGUCAAGGAAGCAGCGGACUUUGUCAAUGAUAGAAGAAGAGAUCAGAGCUGCCCAGCAGCGAGAAGAGGAGCUGAAGAGGCAGCGGCAAGGUCUGCAGGUGGCACCAAGCCCUGUUAUGAAGAGCACACCAGCCCUGCCCACCAAAACAGUGUCUUACAAAACCGCACCAGGAAAGAUCGAGAAAAUCAAGCCUCCUCCAUCUCCCACUGCAGAGGGCCCCGUCUCACAGCCCGACCUGCCGUCUGAGGAGCCUGUGGGAGCCCAGCGGCCCAAGAACUUGAUGGAGACCCUUUUGGAGGAUUAUGAAACACACAAAACCAAAAAACGAGAGAGAAUGGAUGACAGCAGUUACACCUGUAAAUUACUGUCUAGCAAGGUUACUUCCGAGGUCCUGGAGGCCACCAGAGUGAACCGCAGGAAGAGUGCCCUGGCGCUGCGCUGGGAAGCCGGCAUCUAUGCCAACCGAGAGGAGGACGAGUAACCACGUGGCAGCACAACGAGAGCAGCUGCGAAACCAAAAACAAAAUGAAAACAAAAUGGAAAAAAAAAAAGAGAGAGAGAGAGAGAGAGAGAAAGGAGGAAAAAUAACAACAAAAAAA
Messenger RNA from Oxyura jamaicensis (ruddy duck), 4006 nucleotides. RefSeq names its product PALM2 and AKAP2 fusion (gene PALM2AKAP2). The record is from RefSeq and is a predicted model, not a curated record. The transcript has 10 exons. Gene Ontology annotation, cellular component: membrane. The coding region runs from base 112 to 3888 and encodes 1258 amino acids. NCBI's taxonomy places the organism in Eukaryota, Metazoa, Chordata, Aves, Anseriformes, Anatidae. Gene Ontology annotation, biological process: regulation of cell shape.